AUGGGGCUGCUGGACAAAUUGUCGGGCUGGCUCGGCCUGAGGAAGAAGGAGGUCAACGUUUUGUGUUUGGGGUUGGACAACAGCGGCAAAACUACCAUCAUCAACCAACUCAAACCGUCUAAUACACAGGCACAAGAAAUAGUCCCAACAAUUGGCUUCAACAUUGAAAAGUUCAAGAGUUCAAGCCUGUCUUUUACAGUAUUUGAUAUGUCUGGGCAGAGCAGAUACAGAAACCUAUGGGAGCAUUACUACAAAGAAAGUCAUGCCAUCAUAUUUGUCAUUGACAGCGGUGACAAACUGAGAAUGGUUGUUGCCAAAGAGGAACUAGAUACUCUUCUCAACCACGAAGAUAUCCGCAGCAAAAAGAUGCCUGUAUUGUUCUUUGCUAACAAGAUGGAUCUGCGGGAUGCCGUGUCUUCUGUCAAGGUGUCCCAGAUGUUGUCUUUAGAGAACAUCAAAGAAAAACCCUGGCACAUCUGCGCCAGCAAUGCUAUCAAAGGAGAGGGCCUCCAGGAAGGGCUAGACUGGCUACAAGAACAAAUUGCACAAUCAUAUCAAAACAAUGAACAUGUGAAUGACUGA
This is a messenger RNA of Cyclopterus lumpus (lumpfish), 582 nucleotides long. RefSeq names its product ADP-ribosylation factor-like protein 6. NCBI's taxonomy places the organism in Eukaryota, Metazoa, Chordata, Actinopteri, Perciformes, Cyclopteridae. The coding region runs from base 1 to 582 and encodes 193 amino acids. Gene Ontology annotation, molecular function: GTPase activity; GTP binding. The record is from RefSeq and is a predicted model, not a curated record. Gene Ontology annotation, cellular component: cytoplasm; axoneme. Gene Ontology annotation, biological process: protein localization to cilium; vesicle-mediated transport; cilium assembly. The transcript is spliced from 8 exons.